GGGUCACCCAGCAGCUGAAACACAUUCACGGCGAGCAGCUGAGCAGACUGCACGUCAAACACCAGACUGAGUGUGACCUCCUGGAAGACCUGAGGACUUUUAGCCAGAAACGGGCAUGCGUCGAGCGGGACUACGCCCAGGAAUGAAAGAUGCACCUGUGCUCUGAUCAACUAGCUGCUCUUAUUUGAGGCCGGUGGUGUGCUCCACCUGCAAGCUUCAUCAGCCAAGGCUGGGGAUUGCCAUUCCCAUCACAGAAGAGCUGAAAAUGAGCUCCUCUGUUCGGGCGCGGGUUGGAUCGACUCACGCGUUCUCCCCACAAUGGGCCGGUUUGUCUCGCGGCUCUCCAGCCUUGGCACCAUCAGAUCGGGAGGCAUCACCUCCAACCCGCGACCACAUUACACGGGAUUCAAAGCAAAGGCGACCCCCGUUAAAGUGUCGCACCGCUCGGACCUCGUCUGUCUCUUGCAGCAUUGGUGCAGCACACUAAUAUGGUCUCCGUUUGGUGUCCGCGAAUCACCAAGCCCAAGCAAGUCAAUAAAUAGGCUCUGCACAAGUUGGCCAAUCAGUACCUAAAAAGGGAGUGGCCCGACAGCCUGUGGGAGGAAGCCGAUCGCAGGAAUAUGUACUGCGUAUGGCGGGCUUAUCUGGAGGGGACCAUCCGUGUCACCCGCUCCAAGAUCAGCGCCUGCGACAACUACAAAGCGCAGGUGGCUGAGCCAGCCAAGACUGCCCGGUUGCAGAAGGAGCAGCGGCUGCGUAAGUGUGUUGAGCGGCUGACGAGCAUCCAGGCUGAGCUGCAGGACUCCGUCAGAGAGCUGAGCAAGAGCAGGAAGAAGUACCGGGAGGCGGAGAGCGUGGCGCAGGCCGUGCGGGAGAAGGCCGAGCUGGAAGCCAAGUCUAAGCCGAGCCUCUUCCAGUCCAGAUGGAGUCUACAGAGAGGAACCAUCAAGCUCAGAGCCAAGCGGAGCGAGUGUGACUCUAAAGCCGCGCGCAGCCGCAACGACUACCUGCUUACGCUAGUGGCGGCUAAUGCUCACCAGCGACGCUACUACCACAUCGACCUCGACGACUGCCUCAAGGUGCUGGACGGGAGGAUUUACGAGCAGGUGAAGGAUUAUUUGGUUUCGCUGUGUCAGACGGAACUGGAAAGCAACCAGGCCACGCACGACGUCUUUGACGAGCUCUUAGACCGCUCCGCUGGGGUCCUCCGGGAGUUCCAUCACCAGACGUUUGUGCAGAAGAAUGGCGUUUUCCAAAAAGCGGCUGACUUCUUGUACCAGCCCGUCGACAUGGAUACGGUGACCCAUCUGCUAAAAGAGAGCGGCACGCCAGAGGAGCACGGCCUGGACAAGGAGGCGCGCAAGUGGGCCACUCGGGUGGCCCGAGAGUACAAAAGUAUCAUCUGCACACAACGGGUGUUGGAGGAGUUUGGGGCUCAGGAGAGUUGCGAGCAGGACGUGCCCGUGGAACUAGAGGCCAAGAUGGAAGUGGCGAGGCAGAGUCUGCGGAAGGCUGAGACAGUGAAGACCAAGGCAGAGGCCCGUCUGGACCUGUUGAGGCAGGCGGGUGUCGGCGUGGAAACGUGGCUGAAGAGCGCCAUGAACCAGGUGAUGGAAGAGCUGGAGAACGAGCGCUGGAACAACCUCAGCAGCGCCCAUGAUCUUUCGCUCUCUGGGACAGACGAUUUGGAGGACGAGGGGAACAGCGGCGACGUGCCGGACGACAGCAGCGAUGUGCUGGAUGACAGCAGCUCCAGCCCCUCCGGCACAUUAAAAAACUACCCCCUCACCUGCAAAGUGCUCUACUCAUACAAGGCCUCUCAGCCAGAUGAACUGAGCAUGGAGGAGCAGGAGAUCUUAGAGGUCAUCGACGACGGCGACAUGGAGGACUGGGUCAAGGCCAGAAACCGCAGCGGCCGGGUUGGCUACGUCCCAGAGAAAUACCUGCAGCUGCCGUCCUCCAACAGCCUGCUCAGCAUGUUGCAGUCCCUGGCAGCGCCAGACGCUCGCUCACACUCCUCCGGCAACUCCGUCGAGAGUGAGCUUCCCGGCACCUCUGUUGACGUGUGCGUCGCCAAAGCGCUGUACGACUACGCCGGCCAGACGGACGAUGAGCUAUCCUUCCCCGAGGGCGCCGUCAUCCGCAUCCUGAGCCGGGAGACACGCGAGGACGACGGCUUCUGGAAGGGCGAGUUCAAUGGCGUCGUUGGCGUGUUCCCCGCCGUCCUGGUGGAAGACCUGGCCGGCGGUGCGGGUGCAAACGGACAGAGAGACGCCGGCAACGCCCGGUCUUCCCCUCGCAACCCCUUCCACUCGGGGCCGCUCCUCAGCAGCCCCCCACAAACGCCCACCGCCUCAUCAAACCCCUGCGGUGCCGCCUCGCCCAUCGGAGCGCCACCCGCCUGGCACAAUGGGCACAAGAGCCCCUUUCGCAGUCCGGGACAAGGCUCCCCGCAACCUCCCAAAUACACAGAGAGCGCAUCCAGCACCAUCCGACCUGUCCGUGCUGCUCCACCCCCCCCUACCAAGCAGCACCCACGGGGGCAGGUGAAGCGGCGAGAGGAGGUCGAGAUCACACUGGUCUGAAGCGGAGAUGGGACGCCCCCUCGAGGAUGCCUCACAUGGCCAGUGGAAGAAAAAACAAGGGUGGCUUUCUCCCCGUCAAGCGUCUCCAUUUUGAUGACGAAACUCUUUUGUCUCAUAAGAGAAAAUUGUCACCUUGCAUUAAGAAUGGGAGUGUGAGGCUGGCCCGGUCCCCCCAGCUCGAACUCUAAAAGAAGGGAAAAGUGGCAAUGAUGCUAGGAAGCUUUUUUUUUUUUUUUUUUUUUUUUUUUAAACGCAAAACUCCCUGUUUAAAUUGCACUCCGUUUAAAAGCAAUGCAAUGUUUCUGAACUACCUUUCGUUCGUCUCUGAUGGGGCAAUUUUGCUGGGUCUACGUGAAAAUUGCCUUUGUUCAGAAAUGGAGGGAGCGACCCUUUCUUCGUGUGUGUCACAUAAUGAAACACUUUUGUAUGUCGUCAAUAUUUUGAUUGUCAACAUUUCUCCUGUAGUUUGUUGCUAUUUGGCCUGAAAUAGCCACCAGUGUGAGAAGUGAUUGGCGUUUGCAAUCUUUACAGAGAGCUCCAGAAUAUUCGCAACAGCGUUUUACAAUUAGAAAAAACACAAUAAAGCUUAGUUCCACUCCAUCUGCAUGGUGAGUAAAAAAGGACUCGUUCAGCCGCGUUGCUGCUUGCUCAUUGAUCUUCUUGAGAUCUGUAUGACAUCAAACUUAUUUUUGAAGUUUGCAUUUACCCUCCUGUAUUGGAAUCAGGGCAAAAAAGACAAGUGUCUUUUCCCUGUUUCGAGAUGUUAACAGACUACUUCAAGCACGUUUUGUUCCGCCGUGUUAGCGCUGCAAGUGUCCCAUUUACACAAGUGGAUGUUUAAGAUAUUUAUUGUGUACAAAUAAAUGUCAAGUGCGUCAA
Messenger RNA from Syngnathus typhle (broad-nosed pipefish), 3464 nucleotides. Its product is annotated as F-BAR and double SH3 domains protein 2-like. Gene Ontology annotation, molecular function: protein binding. Bases 621 to 2585 code for a protein of 654 amino acids. The record is from RefSeq and is a predicted model, not a curated record. The transcript has 20 exons. Gene Ontology annotation, biological process: neuromuscular synaptic transmission; regulation of actin filament polymerization. Lineage: Eukaryota; Metazoa; Chordata; Actinopteri; Syngnathiformes; Syngnathidae. Gene Ontology annotation, cellular component: recycling endosome; neuromuscular junction.